Xenia sp. Carnegie-2017 is the source of this 2348-nucleotide messenger RNA. RefSeq lists its product as uncharacterized. Gene Ontology annotation, molecular function: ubiquitin-protein transferase activity. NCBI's taxonomy places the organism in Eukaryota, Metazoa, Cnidaria, Anthozoa, Malacalcyonacea, Xeniidae. The record is from RefSeq and is a predicted model, not a curated record.
AUGGAGCCCCGUUCACGAAGACGUGGGAAACGGCGCCAUUCUCCCACUACGUCACCACAACCGGAGGAGAAACGUGCGACGCCUGCCGACGCAGAACCUGAAACUGUGCCCCUCCCUGCGGACACUGAUGACGACGAUGAUGAUGAUAAUAAUGAAACGGAUAUGGACGACGAGACAAACACGAACACGAACCACAAUAAAAAUGAUGAUAUUGGUGACGACAAUGAGUCACAACAGUCGGAAGUUGACCAAAUGGACCCUGCCGACUACCUUGAUCUUGGUGAGGAUGAAUACACCAGCGAUGAUGGCGCGUCUUUCGCUACCGUUUCGGAGGCGGAGUUGCCCGACUCGCCUGCUCCUCGUCCCGAUGCGACUUUCUAUGGAAAGCCGAUACUGCCAAAAGCUAGUACGAGCACCAGUACUAACAGUGAAGUUUCAAGAAUAUUCAGGGGAUCAAGCCCUUCCAUUACCAGUCCCUUAUCUGCUGCAAGCCAAACGCAACAAUCUAUUGCAACUGCUACUAUGAGCACUCCACGCUUUAGACUCAGGCACAAUUUUCCUCAGACAACAUCUAGAGGCAGGAAAAAAGAUAAAGGAGUUGCAGGUCCAUUCACAAAAGAUGUCAUCUUGCUGAGUGGUCCAGAAGAUGACACAGUACCUCGUCAAGGUUCUAGGGUGUGGUUAAUGGAGAAUCAACACAUCCUAUGUGGCGUGCAGCUUCGAAAAGAAUGGGAUAGCACUAAAUUGAUAUCUUUUUUCAAAAAUUUAUUCCCAUCCAAACUCAUGGAUUCAGAUGAAAUUGAGAUUUUACUGUCAGUCCACUUCAAACUAUUGCCACCCACUUUGGCUCCAGGGCAGUUGUUUACUGGUUUUGUUCUUCAAAAGAUAUUUAAGGAUAAGCCUAUUUACAUCCGCCCUUCACGGCAAAUUCUUGAAAUGAACCCAGAAGAACCUGCAGCAAAAAAAGAGAAGCUAGAUGAUGAACAAUUUGAGGAAUUUGCCAGGCAUUCAACGUGGGAUUCAAAUGUCACAUUGGGUGUAGUAGACCAUGUGCAAUCAAUUAUUGAAGAUGAAGUAGUAGAAAUUGAACCACCAGUAAAAGAUAUGUCAACCAUUGCAGAUUCUGUAAAGCAAUGUAUAGAUUACUGCCAUGAAAGGAACAUACAAGACCCAGUGGAGAUUUUAAGAGUUGCUCAAAAAUUUAUAGUAACAGGUCGCCAGCUAGAGGUUACAGAUCCAAGUGUAUGUUUAGAGGGAGAGACCAACUACAUUUUAGUCAACCGCCAAGAUGUCCUUAAAAGUGCUAUGGAGGAAAUAAAUCCGUUAGUGAAUCCAAGAUUGACACUAGAGGUAUCCUUUUACGGAGAGAUUGCCACUGACUACGGAGGACCAAGACGAGAGUUUUUCCGGUUGUGCUUGCACGAAAUUAAGGCUAAAUAUUUUGAAGGAGGUCUAAAAGAUCAUUUAUGUGAUGACUACAGUGUUAUUGGCUUAAUCAUGGCCUUGAGCAUUCUCCAAAAUGGUACGAUCCCAAGAUUUAUGUCACCUGAUGAUCUACAAGAUCUUUUGCACUCGGACAGUCCGUCCAAGUAGAAUCUUCGCACAGGAUUUGCUAAACUUGGACUUUACGAGAUUGGAAAAGCAUUGCCUAGCUUCUUCAACCUUUUACACCAAUCUCCAGCAGUACUACUGUCAAGACGAAAGCUUAUUCAUAUCCUUGUCCCAAGUUUUUCAGAAGACGGAUCAAAUGCCCAUUAUGAUGAAAACCUCACAUAUCAGUGCUUCCUUCAAUAUUUGCAAGCUGCAGCAAGUGGCAUCAGGGGGUCGAUAACUCUGAACCACUUAUUACAAUUUGUAACUGGAACAGAUGAGGAGCCUCCACUUGGCUUGCUUGCCACCAAAAUAACCUUUCCGUCCGUAGACGAUGCUAACCGCUGGUCGUUUAUUCCGUCUGCAAACACAUGCUCAAACACACUUCAUUUGCCGAGGUGCGUCUCUGGCAGGUUCCCUCUUCCGCAAGAGAAUGCAUUAUUUGAUAUUUACGAUGUUGCCUUUGCAAAUGCAUACUUUGGUAAAGCUUAGUGCUUGGAAAAAGACAUUGGACAUUCUACUUUACAAAUUGUUUUGUUAUACAGUAUACAAAAUUUCUUGUUUAUGUUAUGAUUACAUGACGUUCUGUUAGUGAUGUGCUUAUUACGCCAUCUUAAUCUUUCUGCAUAAAAAUGCUAUGGACUUUCAUAUAAAUAGAUAAAAAUGUGUCAGAAAAGUCGGUAGAGGACAAAAGUAAAAAAAUAGCGUCUUAAAUUAUGUUAAAGUAAGUUAUAAUGUAAGAACGAACAUUGCAGAAA